Messenger RNA from Hordeum vulgare subsp. vulgare (domesticated barley), 1068 nucleotides. Its product is annotated as BTB/POZ and MATH domain-containing protein 1-like. The coding region runs from base 1 to 1068 and encodes 355 amino acids. The record is from RefSeq and is a predicted model, not a curated record. Gene Ontology annotation, biological process: protein ubiquitination. The transcript has a single exon. Gene Ontology annotation, molecular function: protein binding. Lineage: Eukaryota; Viridiplantae; Streptophyta; Magnoliopsida; Poales; Poaceae.
AUGCCGGCCGCGAAGGAGGUGUCGAGGUGCACGCCGGUGAAAGUGGAAGGCAGUUUCGUGUUCGAGAUCUGCGGGUACAGCCAUCACAGGGGCAUGGGCGUCGGCAUGUUCAUCGGGUCCGACCGCUUCUCCUUGGGGGGCUAUGACUGGGAGAUCCGCUUGUACCCUGACGGGCAACACACUCGAGACUACAUCACAAUCUACCUCGAGCUCUUGAGCAAGGACGCCAAGGUGCACGCAUCGUGCGACCUCAGGCUGGUCGACCAGAUCACCAAGUUGCCGUGUUCCGUGCACAAGACGGAGCCGAGGAUGUUCUGCCAAAACAAUGACAGCAGGUCUGCUCCACCCAACGGCACUCAGUUCAUAAAAAGGGGUGAUUUCGAAGCAUCGGUGUACCUUCGCGAUGACUUCCUCCAGAUCAACUGCGCCAUCACAGUCAUGAAAAAACCUCGGGUCUCUAGGAUAAAACCACCCCCUAGAAUCGAGGUGCCACCUUCCGACAUCAUUGCGCAUCUUGGCAGGCUGUUAGAAGCAAAGGAGAAGGCAGAUGUCACAUUCAGUGUUGCAGGGGAGUCUUUUACGGCACACUGGAUCAUCCUCGCCAUGCGGUCGCCUGUGUUCGACGCGGAGCUCUAUGGGCAGAUGAGGGAAACGAGGGCACAGCUCGUAACCAUCGAAGAGAUGCAGCCUGAUGUCUUCAAGGCACUGCUCUAUUUCAUCUACAAUGAUGCGUUGCCAUCUGCUUUUGAUGAUCUUGAGAGAGAAGGUCAUAUUGAAAUGGUUCGGCACUUGCUAGUGGCCGCGGAUCGAUAUGCCAUGGAGAGACUAAAGCUGUUAUGUCAAAGCCUCCUUUGCGAGAAUAUUAACUCGCAGACCGUGGCAACCACGUUGGGUUUGGAUGAUCAACAUCACUGCGACGACCUUAAGGAAGCUUGCAUUGAAUUUAUGUCCACUUCACAUGAUAUGGAUGCUGUGGUGGCAACCCCUGGUUAUGAAAAUCUCAAAAGAAAUUCCCCUUAUAUCCUGGUGGAUGUAUUGGAGAGAUCUAGUAAGCUUCGCAAAACAUAG